Ciona intestinalis (vase tunicate) is the source of this 2101-nucleotide messenger RNA. Lineage: Eukaryota; Metazoa; Chordata; Ascidiacea; Phlebobranchia; Cionidae. The record is from RefSeq.
UUAUAAUGCUGUCCAUUCCUAUUUAUAUAUUGUCAAUUCUGACACUUCAAUCACCAUUCAAUCAUUUGCUAGUUAAUGGCGACCCAACUUCCCCACUUGCUACAAAUGAUGCUGCAGCUAACGAAGCUGCUUCGUGCGCUAUGAGAGUCGGACGAAACUGUGACGACGAUGGGUCAUGUCGGUACAAAGUAAACGUUCCUUCAUUUGAUAUAGUUGGUGAAUUCGCCCAGAUGUUCAGUGCCAACCGUGGGGGUGGUAACUUCGCGGCAGAAUGCUCAAGGCUGGGAAUGAACCUUGAAAUCAUCCGAGACAACCAAGCAGCUUGGGUUAGAAGAAGCCAAGGCUUGCUAUCGAAUGUUACUAAAGACUUGACCAGGCUGGAAGUUGGGUUUACUGAAAAAAUGACGGCUCUUUCGAAUAGCGUACGCGUAUUGGAGACUAAAACAACUCAAACGCUGACAGCGAUUAAUAGAACAAUGAUUAGUGCGGCGAAUGACCAUGAAAGCGACAAUGAAGACGAAGACUCGAUCGCGCUUCUAGUAAGAAUGGGAAAGCUCACAACGCCAAGACCAAAGUCAAGGAUUGAAGUUGAAAGAAACGAACAAAAGCAAUCCAACUUUGAACAAAGGAUUUUGGAAUUGCAAGAAUCAUUGCAGCAAACAUUGAAGGGAAUGGAAAGCAAACUGAUAGCGAGGAUUGAACAGAUAUCAGCAGCUUGUUCUGGAGGACGGACAUCAGAUACAGUUGACGACCAACCGGAUACGGAGGAGGCUUUAUCUACGCCAGCUGUUGAUGAGGGCGCCGUUGAAAGUAGUAAAGGACCACAGAUGAUGUUGUGUAGAACGUGCUGUGAGCGCGUCUCUUUCGCCGAGUAUACGAGAUCACAAGAGAAUGACGACGAUGCGGAAGAGGCGGAAGAAGACGUCACACGAACAGUGGAAACUACCGACCGGGUUACUGGAGUAGAGCAAGUCUAUACGGAAGACGAGACGCAAGAGACCAGAUCGACCACAAGAAGUCAAGUGACGUCAUCACGAUCUGACGUCACGCACGAGAAUAAUGACGCCAUGUUUACGUCAACAACCGUCACCCACGCAGUUGAAGUUACGCAACCUAACUAUAUAUACAGUGAAGGGUCUGGUGUGAACAUUAGAGAUGGAUAUGCUACGAACGAAACAGAGGGUAUGGAAUUUACAAGUAGAAUAUUGAGAGCUACAAAUCCAACCCCCGUACAAGAUGGCCAGACUGAAAGUCUACCAUACGACUGUGCUGAAUUAUACGCAAGAGGUGUACGUCAAAGUGGUGUUUAUGACAUCAGGCCAGGUACCAAAGUAACGUGGACAGUAUAUUGCGAUAUGGACACUGACGGUGGAGGGUGGACCAUGUUACAAAGAAGAAUAGACGGUAUCGUCAACUUUUCUAAAGGUUGGAAAUCUUACAAGAAUGGAUUUGGUGAUAUUAACGCUGACCAUUGGAUUGGUUUGGAAAAGAUGCAUCAUAUAAGUACAAGCAAUAAGAGCCGACGUAUGGAGCUACGUAUCAAUCUCACUGAUUGGGACGACGUUAGUCAUUACGCCAACUAUGGUGUAUUUAGAAUCAGAUCGGAAGGGAAGAAUUAUCAACUGAUUGCUAAGCGGUAUAUAGGAACCGCUGGAGAUGCGUUAAACUAUGGCGAGAAUUACAAUCAUCAUCUCCAACCGUUCACAACAUUUGAUCGCGACAACGACGGUUACGCAUUGGGCAACUGUGGCCGUUACUAUAGAUCAGGCUGGUGGUUUAACGCUUGCUUUGCUGCGAAUUUAAACGGAAAUUAUUACACUGGGCCUUACAAGGGGGUUCAAAACGGUAUAUAUUGGGGUACAUGGUAUAAAUUGUCAGACUCGACCAGUAAUUCAAGAUAUUCGUUCAAAUACGUUGAUAUGAAAGUAAGGCCUUUGAAUUUCAAUGCCAGAAGAACCUAUUAAUAUUCAAAGUUUAAAAAUUCAAGCUUGCUUACCCUACAUAAGUAGACUGUGUCGGUACUACUGCAUACACAAUUAGUUUCUGUUGUAUUUACUGUAACUGUAUAUUCAUUAGUCGAAUAAACCGUUUUACCUUGUAA